AUGCGAUAUCUAUCUAUCUAUCUAUCUAUCUAUCUAUCUAUGCCUCUGGCCACAGCAGCUAGAAGAAACAGGGAGGCAUCAAGCCUGGACAUUGCCAACAGAAUCUUGGAAAAGUUUCCUCUCAUUGAUGGACACAAUGAUUUACCCUAUCAAAUCCGUUUGAAAGGUACGGUUGGCAGCAUUGACUUAAAUUCCCGACUGGACAAGAUAUACAAUGUAUCGCACACGGAUAUACCACGUCUCCGAGCAGGAAAGUUGGCAGCUCAGUUUUGGUCGACGUAUGUCGAUUGCGACAGUCAAUACAAAGAUGCAGUAAAGAAGAGUCUAGAACAAAUUGACAUCGUCAAAAAUUUCGUCGCCAAAUACCCAGAUACAUUUCAGUUUGUCACCUCAGCUCAAGGUAUUAAAGACGCUUUCAAAAAUCAUAAAAUAGGCUGCCUCGCUGGUCUUGAAGGAGGUCACUCUAUUGACAGUAGUUUGGGUGCUCUGCGCAUGUUCUAUGACCUUGGCGUCAGAUAUAUGACUAUUACACACAGCUGUAAUACACCUUGGGCAGACAACUGGAAAACGGAUAUCGACAAGUCAUGGGAAUUCAAUGGUUUAUCACCCUUUGGAGAAAAAGUCAUUAAGGAAAUGAAUCGACUUGGUAUGCUUGUAGAUUUAUCCCAUGUUUCUAAACAGACGAUGGCUGACUCCUUAAGAGUGACACGAGCUCCAGUUAUUUUCAGUCAUUCUUCAGCUUUUACAUAUUGCAACCAUUACCGAAACGUACAAGAUGACAUUCUGAAACUGACGAAGGAAAACGGGGGCGUAGUGAUGGUUAAUUUUUUUAACCUUUACAUCAAUUGCUAUCCACAUAAUCAAACGAGGACCACCUUACAGCAAGUGGCAGGUAAAUAA
This is a messenger RNA of Acanthosepion pharaonis, 900 nucleotides long. The record is from the annotation of a GenBank genome assembly. NCBI's taxonomy places the organism in Eukaryota, Metazoa, Mollusca, Cephalopoda, Sepiida, Sepiidae.